This is a messenger RNA of Acanthosepion pharaonis, 2148 nucleotides long. NCBI's taxonomy places the organism in Eukaryota, Metazoa, Mollusca, Cephalopoda, Sepiida, Sepiidae. The record is from the annotation of a GenBank genome assembly.
AUGGCAACUGACGAGUGGGGAACAGAACACUCUCAUAAAUGUGGCAAUGCCACUCACAAACCUCCCUCCGUACAACGAGCAGAACACCAAGAACUGGUUUUACAGCUGGAAGCCAUUUUCUCGGUACGGAAAAUCACAUCACAACAAGCAAAAUUCGUCAACGUGGUACAAGUUUUGCCACCUUCAGUUGUCGACGAAGUAGCCGACAUCUUGGAACACGUACCCGAGCAGGAGCCAUAUACUCGCCUCAAGGAGGCUAUUCUGAAACGAACCGGCCGUUCGGACGAGGAACUGCUCCGGGAACUUUUUACCCACGUCACCAGGGGCGACAGAACACCCUCACAGCUUCUACGCUUCAUGAGGAGCCGACUGGGGAAACAUUCCAUGGCCGAAUCAAUCUUGCGUGAACUGUGGAUGGACAAGUUACCCACUACCAUAACGCAGAUAUUGGCACCAAUCGCUGACCACACUCCACUAGACCACGGCAGGAUAUACGAAUGCUCCUUUCCCGCACAUCGAGAGGCCCGAUGCCGGCGACCGGCGGUUGGCGACGGAGAGCACGGAGUACCAGCAGGGGUCGACGAGUCGACCCGGAAUUAUGCUGGUACCAUCAUAGAUUCGGCACCAGGGCAAAGAAUUGCUCGGCACCCUGCAAAUACAGCUCCAAAACCAAGUCGGAAAACUAAACAGCCGGCGGGUAGGAGCGGCAGAACCCCCCGGCAAAAACAUACGAAGCCGCCUCUUCUACUGGACACAGGAGCAGCUAUCAGUGUGAUACCCCCCAAAGAACAGCAAGACCGAAAGGCGACCCCGUAUAAACUCCAGGCAGCAAAUGGCUCGACGAUCGAGACAUAUGGAGCCAAGACACUGACUCUGAACAUCGGUAUGCGGCACGAUUUUACAUGGACUUUCACCCAGGUAGACGUAAAAACGCCAAUACUCGGUGCAGAUUUCCUGGCCCAUUAUGAUCUAGCCGUGCACAUGAAUACGAGAACUUUAUCAGACAAUACCACGAACAUUGCUGUUAAAGGCACCUCUCGACACAACACCACUGGGAUCAGUGUGACAACUUGCCACGGACGAGAGUACAUCGAGAUCCUAAACAGAUACUCGGACCUCAUUCAACCACUCGCAGGUACCGGUCCGGCAAGACACCAAACACAGCACCAUAUAAAGACCAGUGGACAGCCUACCUUUUUCCCACCCACGACGACUUCCCUCCUCAUAAGCUGGAAUACGCCCAAAAGGAGACUACCAAGCUGCGAUCCUGCGCGACACUCCACCCAAGGACGAACUGACUACACCACAGCACUGUCCGCGUCGAUCCUCUCUCUCUGCAAGCGCCGACGCACCCUUUACUCAAGUACAGACAUCCAGGGAUCGACUGGACCUCGGACAUCCCUGUUUCCAUUCGGCCUACCUCAAGCUGUCGCCUUGAAACCUGACAACGCUCCUCCAAGACUACACGACCGAACUACUACAAACGAUUAUCUGAUGAAUGCUCGGACACAGGUCGUAGAACUGAAAGUAGAGGGCCGUCAGAUUGAAGAAGCAGUUGCAAGUAUAUUCCAUGCUUUACUCUUUCACAGAACAUUAGGCAAGUUUACCUGGAAGGAAGAUGGCUAUGCAAUUGGCACAGUUGGCAUGACUGAUGUAGACUGUGACUUUGUUGAUUUUACCUAUGUACGUGUUUCAUCUGAUGAACUUGACAGACAUUUGAAAAAAGAAAUUUCUGCCUUUAAAGAUGCCUUGAGAAAGGCAAGUGGCCCUACAACUGGGCAGAUUUCAUUAGAGUUUUAUGAGAAGAGGCGAAGUCGGUGGUUAUUCCAGCAGGAAUGUGUGCCAUGGGAAAUAUGGACGAUAAAACUUGAAGUGGUUGUAUUAGAUAAAGAAUCAGAUCGACAGGAACAAAGAGAAAAGCUCGGAGAAGUGUUAUCAGACAAAGUUGUUCAUAUUAUUGAAGCUAUGAAUAAACAUGAAUAUGUACCAAAGACACCUAACUUGCAAGAUUUGGAUCUUGUUUUCGACACCAGUUAUCCAGAUAUUCAGCCCUACCUCUUUAGGCUAUAUCAUCAGACUACAACUCCGACAUCAACAUUCUUACCCCACCCAAUUGGGAAAAUUUUCAAUCGAUCUCUUCAAAUGUAG